CUGGAGAUGUGGUGGAUGCUGUUUCCACGGUGGAUCUGGUUCCUGGCGUGUGUGUCAGUGUGGAUGGAGCUCCAGGUCGGAGUUUUGCCUCAGAUCACCUACUCACACGCGGGGAUCUGCCCCAAUGACAUGAACCCCAACCUGUGGGUGGAUGCCAUGAGCACCUGCACGCGAGAGUGUGAAACCGAUCAGGAGUGUGAGUCCUUUGAGAAGUGUUGCCAAAAUGUGUGUGGGAAUCGGAGUUGUGUGGCUGCCCGUUUUGUGGAUGGGAAUAAAGGCCCAGUGGGAAUGCCCAAGGAGGCCACCUGUGCCAGUUUUAUGUGCACCCAGCAGGGGUCUGAGUGCGACAUCUGGGACGGCCAGCCGGUGUGUAAAUGCCGGGACCGCUGCGAGAGGGAGCCGCAUUUCACCUGCGCUUCCGAUGGCAUGACCUAUUACAACAAGUGCUACAUGGAUGCGGAAGCAUGCUCCAAAGGCAUCACCCUGUCUGUUGUCACCUGCCGCUUCCACCUCACAUGGCCCAACACCAGCCCCUCAUUGCCCCAGGCGACCACUCUCCGCCCCACCACUGCUCCCCUUCAGGCGACCAUUCCUCCUCCUCAGCCACCCAUCCAGGUCAGCAGCCCCUCUCACCAGGCUGUAAAUGAGGGAGACACUGCCAGCUUCCUGUGUGAUGUGACGGGCCGCCCCCGGCCUGAGAUAACCUGGGAGAAGCAGUUGCCAGAGGGGGCAGAGAGGGUGGUGAUGAGACCCAAUCAUGUACGGGGGAACAUGGUGGUCACUAACAUCGGUCAGCUCGUCAUCUACAAUGCCCAGCCGCGUGAUUCAGGUGUCUACACCUGUACAGCCAAGAACCCAUCUGGCUCAGUGCAGGCCAACCACCCCCUCACUGUGUUGCCCACAGAGCCUCCUAAAACCCCUGAGCCAAAGAACGUGACCCGCUGCCUGCCUGAGGAGUGCCUGAAACCUCCUGAAAACCCAGAGGAUUGUGGGAGUGAGAUGGAGAAAGUCAGCUGGUACUAUGAGCCCAAGACCAACAACUGCUUCUCCUUCACCCACUGCAACAGCAACAGCCAGCAGCCCAGGAAGGUCUUCGAGACAUAUGAGGAGUGCAUGCAGUGCUGCGGUCCAGAGCUCUCGGGCCCCUGUGGUCUCCCCAGCUUGCAGGGCCCCUGUAAAGCCUAUGAGCCACGCUGGGCCUACAGCAGCACCCUGCGGCAGUGUCAGUCCUUCAUCUACGGAGGGUGUGAGGGCAAUGACAACAACUUUGAAUCUAAAGAAGCCUGCGAGGAGAUGUGCCCCUACCCGAAAAACCACCACUGCAAGUCCUGCAAGCCAAGAGGCAAGAUGGUAACAAGCUUCUGCCGCAGCGACUUCGUCAUCUUGGGUCACAUGACAGAGCUUACAGAGGAGAAGGACUCGGGCCACGCCCUUGUGACUGUGGAAGAGAUCCUGAAGGACGAGAAGAUGGGGCUUCGUUUCUUUGGCAAGGAGCCUCUACAAGUCACCUUUCUCAACAUGGACUGGAACUGCCCGUGCCCCAACAUCACAGGCGCCGCCGCCGAGGGACAGGUCAUCAUCAUGGGCAACGUCAACGAUGGCAUGGCGGUCCUCCAGCCAGAGAGCUACGUGGGGGCAUCCAGUCCUCGCCGUGUUCGGAAGCUGAGAGAAGUCAUCUCUAAGAACACAUGUGAUAUUCUCAAAGCGAUCACUAACAGCCCUCAGUAGGGUUAGGGUAAUAAUCUGUACAUAAAGUUUAGAAAACCUUUCUCGACUCCAACAGGCUGUUAUCCUCUGAACAUUAAUUGAAAUAAUGAUGAAUGAUUUGAUUUUUACCACAUUCCUGCUACAGUUAAUGGAUUUCUCUCUGUUUUUCAAGGUUUUCACAAGCCCCUGACCAGGAAUUCUGCCGUUUGACAUUUUGUGUAUGUACUGACGUGUGUCUUCGUGUGGUCCGCUCGCUGCAGAGUUUACGGUGCAGCCACUGGAGUUGUUGAUUGAAAUACCAUGUACGUGAACACAGGAGACAUCCAUCAUGAUCCUCUUGUUACCUUAAUCCCCCCCAGACUCUGUCGUCCCUCAUGCCCUCUCCUGCCUUCAGCAGAAAUGGAGGUUGCAGACUUGCAGUGAAGCACAAAACAGACAUGAUCAGUUUCAUUUUUAUGGACAGAAUUUAACUGUUUUUUGAUCCUCGUAUUUGCCGGCCUUAUUUUUUCCCUCCUGGCAUUUUCAAUACCUGUACGUACUUUAACUUCAUACAUUUACUCCGUACUGUAUUUCCCAACAGCACCUCUGCAGGGGAUUGCAUAGACAGUACGACAAGUUAGAGUUUGCUUCAUCCAGAUGAACGAGUUGUAAUAUAUUUUAUUAACCACCACA
Messenger RNA from Toxotes jaculatrix (banded archerfish), 2379 nucleotides. RefSeq names its product WAP, follistatin/kazal, immunoglobulin, kunitz and netrin domain containing 2b (gene wfikkn2b). Gene Ontology annotation, cellular component: extracellular region. NCBI's taxonomy places the organism in Eukaryota, Metazoa, Chordata, Actinopteri, Toxotidae. Bases 7 to 1728 code for a protein of 573 amino acids. Gene Ontology annotation, molecular function: protein binding; serine-type endopeptidase inhibitor activity. The record is from RefSeq and is a predicted model, not a curated record. The transcript has 2 exons.